This is a messenger RNA of Cordyceps militaris CM01, 4089 nucleotides long. Its product is annotated as a-Factor sex pheromone exporter. Bases 1 to 4089 code for a protein of 1362 amino acids. Gene Ontology annotation, molecular function: ABC-type transporter activity; ATP hydrolysis activity; ATP binding. Gene Ontology annotation, cellular component: membrane. Gene Ontology annotation, biological process: transmembrane transport. The record is from RefSeq and is a predicted model, not a curated record. NCBI's taxonomy places the organism in Eukaryota, Fungi, Ascomycota, Sordariomycetes, Hypocreales, Cordycipitaceae. The transcript is spliced from 3 exons.
AUGAAGAAGAAUGAGAGCGAUACAGAUCCGACUGAUGGGCCUACAUCCGUCACUGUCCUUCUCAACGAGCCACCGAAAUGGAGACAUCUCUUCGCCUUCACCACCAGGCAACACCUGUACUAUCUCAGUGCUGCGGUCCUUUCCUCUGCUGGAGCAGCAGCCCUUCGAACCUCCCUAACCGUUGUUCUGGGAAAAAUAUUUGAUAUCGUCGCUGCGGCGGGAGGUGGCGGCGUUGCGGAAUCACGAGCCUUGCCGCUUGUGUCGCGAUAUUGCCUUGUGCUCGUCGGCAUGGGUGCUGCGCAAUGGACCAUCAACUCUGCAUUUUUGGGGUUGUGGCUCAUGUUUGGAGAGCUACAGGCAAAAAGCGUCCGCAACGCCCUCUUCACGGGACUGAUGAAGAUGGAACGUGCCUGGAUCGACUCACUCCCACAUGGCACGACUGGCUUGGUUGCCUCCAUCCAAAGGAAAACGCACGAACUUCAAAUGGCCACUUCUCAAGUCUUUGGCUAUCUUGUGGCAGAUAUCCUCACGGCAUUUGCUUCGCUAGCCAUUGCCCUGCAGUCCUCAUGGAAGCUGACUCUGGUCCUCCUCGCUACAGUGCCACCGUCCAUCGUCGUUCUGGCAUUGACGAACCGAAAGAUUCCGCCAGCAAUAGUAGAACAAACCUUACACCUAGACUCGGCCUCGACCAUGCUCGCCGGUGCCCUGGGGGGAAUUGACAUUGUCAAGAUGUGCAACGGCUACGCUUCCGAGGUACAGAAUUAUAUCGCGCACACCGACCGCGCUGCCAAGCACUAUCGAAUUCAGGCUUUGAACAACUCGAUACAAAUCGGAUACAGUACCUUCUGGGCUGUGGCUAUGUUUGUUGUUGGAUUUUGGUACGGCCUAGUUCUGGUGCAGCAGGGAGAACGCCCGGGAAACAUUCUCACAACAUUCUAUGCUGUGUUGACAACACUGCAAGGCGUUGAGUCGAUGUUACCAAACUGGCUUGUGUUUCAGAGAGGCAUGAGCGCCGGCCAAGUACUACAGGCCUUGAAAGUUGAAGUUGCAGAGGCCUCUGAGGAUGACCCCAACACUGUGCGACCUGGCUAUUUUGUUGGCGCGAUUGAUAUGGAAGAGGUCAGCUUUGCAUACCCGACGGCACCAACGGUCAAAUGCCUCGAUAAAUGCACAAUCUCUAUCCCGGCAGGGGAACUCACUUUCCUCGUUGGCCGCAGUGGAUCUGGAAAGAGUACCGUUGCUAGCCUUGCCUCGAGGACCUACGACACGACCAGUGGGAGCAUAUUCAUGGACGGUGUCCCGAUCAAUAAGCUUGACAAGAAAUGGAUGCAACGCCACGUUAUGCUUGUCGAUCAAACGCCUGUCAUUUUCAAAGAUACGCUAUUCCAAAACGUUGUGUUUGGACAUCCCGAUCCAGCCUCGGCCACUCAUCAAGAAGUUUUGCAAGCAUGCUACAAGUUUGGCCUCGAGUCCGCCAUUGCGACUCUAAGCGCCGGGAUACAUACAGUCGUUGGCGGCGAAGGCUGCCCUCUGAGCGGCGGUCAGCGACAAAGGGUUGCGCUCGCCCGGGCAUACCUCAGAGACCCCGCGGUGCUGUUUCUGGACGAGCCCACGUCGGCACUGGACCCGAACAGCAGAGAGAUGAUUAUGAAUGAGAUCAGAGAGUGGAGACGGCGCAAGACAACCGUCAUUAUCUCGCAUGACAUUGACAGCAUUCGCCACAGUGACUUCAUGUAUGUGCUGGAAAAGGGAAUUGUGGUGAGGAGCGGAUUCAAACGAAACCUGGAGAGCGCAGACAUGGGCAUCUUCUCCACAGCCUCGCUGGACGAGGCUGCCGAGGAGAGCUCGGCACAUAUCAACAUGGACAUCAUCCCACCCUAUGCCGCAGCCGCGAAACCUCCCCGCGGGCACCGCCCCCCAACAAUGUACAAUCACGCGUGGUUCACGAGCGGUACCAACUCUUUCCGACAUAGCAGCCCUUCGCGCCGUGUCACCUCUCUUCUUUCACCGCGACUAUCUGUGCUGUCCGUGCGGUCGGUCAAUAUGGGGUCACCUGCUGCCACGCCCCGACUCUCUUCACUCAUCACCAGCAAACAGGGCCGACCCAUGUCCUCGCCCGGCCCAGAUACCACCUCCCUCCAGCCGCCGUGUUCGAGCUCCAGACGAGAUUUGGACACCAUGUCUAACGCCAGCGAGGCAUCACAGUCCCCCAAGAAAAAGGAGAAGAAGAGGCGGAGUAUAGUUGAUGUGGGCUGGAAGCGUAGACACGCGAAGGAAAUGUCCUUUGCCAGCAUCCUGAGCACCAUCAUGCCGGCGCUCGACGGGCUCCGCACGGCCUACCUUGUCCUCGGCGUCGGCGCAACCAUGAUUGGCGCGCUCACCACGCCCGCCUUUUCCUUUUGUUUGGCCAAGCUACUCGCCGUCAUGUGGUCUGCGGGCGACAAGCACGCUGAGGGACGACAGUGGGCGUUAUACCUCUUCAUUAUCGCCGUCGUCGACGGCGUCUGCACCGGUCUCGGCCGCUACCUCCUCGAGUCGUCGGCCCAAUCAUGGGUUGACUCGAUCCGGCGCUCCGCCCUCCAGCGCAUCCUCCGCCAGCCCAAAUCGUGGUUCACCGACAACGCCGACACCAACUCCCAAGCGUGCAUUACCGAGACGUUCAACGUGCAUGCUGAGGAGAUGCGCAACCUCGUCGGCCGUUUCCUACCCAACAUCAUUGCUGUCGCCACCAUGAUUACCGCCUCGGUCGUGUGGGCGCUCGCCGUCCGCUGGGAUCUCAGCUUGGUGGCGCUCGCGCCGCUGCCGCUCGUCGUCGUCGUGCUCCAGGCGUAUACGCGGACCAGCAAGGCGUGGGAGGCACGCUGCGCCGACGCCGCCGAGCAGGCCGGGCAAGGGCUCGCCGAGGUGCUUGCUGCAGGUCGCACCGUCGCCAACUGCGGCCUCCAAGACCACUUUGCUGCACAGUUUGCCCAAGCAGCCUUUCGGUGCCUCAGUCUCGGCGCCCGCCGCGCACUCCGCACUUGCCCACUCUUUGGCCUCUACCAGGCCUUUAGCUACGCGCUCACAUCGCUCGCUUUUUACUACGGGACGCGGCUCCUGACAGGUCACAGCGGCGGUGGCGGCGUGGACGUCGACGCCGUCUUGCAAGUCCUCAACCUGCUCUUGUUCAGCUUCGGCACCGCCACCGAGCUGCUCAGCACCAUGCCACAAAUCACCGUGACGACAGCCGCCGCCGCCCGCGUCCUCGCCUACACGCAGCUGCCCGACGGCGAGCUCCCCUCCGACUCCUGCGACGUCCACGGGGGCAUCCCUGCAGUGCUGCCCGUCUGCAUGCGUGACCUAUCCUUUGCAUAUCCGGGCCGCGCCGCCGACCCCACGCUCGCCGGUGUCACGCUCGACAUCUCCCCCGGCCGGUGCACUGUGCUCGUCGGUGCAUCCGGUGGCGGCAAAUCCACCCUCCUCAGUCUCCUACUCGGCCUGCACCGCCCAACCUCACCCGCUUCCUCACUCUGCUACGCCGACACACCAAGCACCGCCCUCGACCCGCGCCAGCUCCGCGCCGCCAUCGGGUACGUGCCCCAAACCCCGUUUCUCUUCCCUGGGAGCAUCGCCGACAACAUUGCCUAUGGGCUGCCCGCGCAGUCGCCGCUACGGCACCGCGCCAAGAUUCGCGCCGCCGCGCGCGACGCCGGCAUCGACGACUUCAUCCAGUCCCUCCCCGCCAGCUACGACACCCUCGUCGGGGACAGCGGCAUCACGCUCUCCGGCGGGCAGGCGCAGCGCGUCACGGUGGCGCGCGCGCUCGUCCGCCACCCCGCGCUGCUCGUCAUGGAUGAGCCGACGAGCGCGCUGGACCCGGAUAGCACGGCGGCUGUCGGCGCGUGUGUGGUGGCACUGGUCGCGCGGUGGCGCGCCGAGAGGAGGUCGGCGGCGGUCGUGGUGGCGACACAUAAUGUGGAAAUGAUGCGCGUGGCCGACGUGGUGGUGGUGGUGGAGGACGGUCGUGUCGUCGAGCAGGGCGCGUUUGAGGACCUGUGGUUCAGCGGGGACGCGUUUCGGCGGUUGGUGCGGCAGAACCAGGAUGAUUAA